Messenger RNA from Penicillium diatomitis, 2853 nucleotides. RefSeq names its product alpha/beta fold hydrolase. The transcript has 2 exons. Bases 1 to 2853 code for a protein of 950 amino acids. NCBI's taxonomy places the organism in Eukaryota, Fungi, Ascomycota, Eurotiomycetes, Eurotiales, Aspergillaceae. The record is from RefSeq and is a predicted model, not a curated record.
AUGCAUCUUGAGGAGCCCUUUCCAACCUUGGCCCAGCAGGCGGAUUCGGCUCUACUCAACCGGCGCCGCCGUCACAAGUCCGUCUCGCAGCGGGAUCAACCCUCGAAUCUUCCAUCCGAUCCCACGUCCCCGGAAGUCAUCUCGUCCCUCAUUUCAUCGCUCUCGGCGAUCUCAGUCCCUUUGAAUUCCCAUUUUGACAGCAUCCCGCGCAUUGACUCGGAAGACCCCCCGACCCCCGUUCACCACGAGACCACACCUCUUAAACCAACCCCAACCCGGCCUCCAUUGAUUAAGAAUGGCUCCCGAAUGAGCGUGAGCACCUGCGCCACUGCCGAGGACCAUUCGCAAGGCCUUUUGCACCCAGAUGAUGCUGCUUCACCCCCGGUCAUUCGAAUGGCCAGAGCGCCCCCUUCUCCCAAAGUGCAAAGAUCGCCUCGCUCUCCCAGAUACAAACCGUUCAAGUCAGGAGAACCCCUGUCGCGACCGCCGUCUCAGGAAUCGCAUACCUCGGUACGGACCCCGUCAGAAACCGCCGUGUUUGGAACCAUCAGCACUGAACCCGCGCCGCUCUCUACUAAGACACCGAGUGUCGCGUCGACAAGUUCGACUGGACGGGCCAAGAGUCUGAAGGAUCACCUGGGUCUAUUGCGCAAGUCGUCGCGUGAACUGCGCUCUGACCAGGAGACUUCAGCGGAUCGCCUGCGUCGGUCGAGUAGCUACACUGACAGUCUGUGGCAUAAUACGCCCCGACACCGACCCAGUCUGCGAUCAAUGUAUUCCAUGGCGAAUGUAGCCGAGGAAAUGGCACCAAUGGAAGUAUUGCAGAAAGGGUUGCUUGAGGAGAAGAAGGAGGAGGAGGAGGAGGAUAUGUCGGCACAACCCCCAACAUCCAACACCCCGCCAAACCGAGAAUUGCCGUCGAGCCAGACCUCUCCGGACGCGGCUCAACAGCCAGGUGGAAUAGGCAGCGGACGAGCGAUUCCCACACGAGCCUCGUCCCUUCGUCACCGACACAGUCAGUCGUCGAGCUCGAGGCGGCGUCAAUCUGUACGCCACAGUCGAUACUCUUCAACGGCUAGCCAAGAUGUUGCGCCAGCUGAGAAUGGUUUACCGGGGUCGAGAAACGACGCGGCGCAGGUAAUACAGAAAAUACAAGAGGUCAAAGACCGACACCAGAAGAACACAAUUGAAAUGGCAGCCGUUGACAGUCUGGCUGGCCGGUCUGGGACGUCGCCGGUGAGACCGUCACGGUCUUCGCGCUCUCGCAGCCACAUUGAACAAACCCCCCCUCUCCAACAGCAAACAAGUCCUAUCGAUGACUUUUCCUCGUUCUUCCACGAGAGCGCGCCAUCACCAUUAGUAAAGACAGGGAAACCCCGCACUUUGACGGGCAGCCCUGGAUUGUCCGCCAAGCCUCCCACUUUUCCACCACAUAUCCAAGGACAAUUGUCUGGCAAACCGGGGUAUGAGAAAUUGGAACAGAGGCAAUCAAUGGACCCCGUCUCUCCCAGACCUUCUCAUCGUCGUACACCAUCGAGUCCGCCAGCCGUCGGCCGCCCAUCCCUUCACAAUGAACGACCAUCUAGUGCAGACUCCAUCGAUCUGGCCGUUGAGGCCUACACCAUCUCACCUAAGCUCACGCAGAGGGUACCUCACCCAACGACGGGGCGGACAAUCGCCUUUUCGGAAGUUGGGGAUCCCAAGGGUCAUGUGGUACUCUGUUGUCUGGGUAUGGGACUGACGCGGUAUUUGAUGGCAUUUUACGAUGAAUUGGCACGGACGCUGAAUCUGCGCUUGGUGACAUUGGACCGUCCUGGAGUGGGCGAAAGUGGGCAGUAUUCUCCAGAUGAGCCCAAUACCCCACUAAGCUGGCCAGAUGAUGUUGCUAUUGUGUGUAAUCAUUUGCGAGUGACCAAGUUCUCCAUUCUCGCUCAUUCGGCUGGCGCCAUCUACGCCCUCGCGACGGCCUUGCGAAUCCCUCAGCAUAUUCGAGGACGGAUCCACCUACUCGCUCCUUGGAUCCCUCCGUCUCAGCUAUCCACCAUCGGGUCUCAAAAGGAGCCCGUGCCGGCUCAUGCCGUUCCUUAUUCACAGCGCAUCCUGCGCGCCCUCCCGACAUCUCUUCUCAAAGUCGCCAAUACGAGUUUUAUGAGCGCCACAAGUGCCAGCAUUACCGCAAGUCUACCCAAGUCUACUCGACGAGCGAAGAAAAAGCCUACCAAGGAGAUCGCGAAGGAAGAUACCUCUACUCCUGCCAUCGCAGUUCCCGCGGCCGAGGCCAAUGCUUCCCAACUGAUCUCACCCACCCUUCUUGAGCCAUUCAAGCCGUCCAACGUCGGCUACGAAACGUACCGACAUAGCGACGCAAGUCUCGACACUAAGGCAAAAUCUGCUGAGGAAGAACUGGAACGACAAAGAGAUUAUGACACACGACUGACACACAAAAUCUGGGCGCUUGCCACUGCCAAUGCCAACCCGACCGUAGACCUUCUGGUCUGCCUGGAGCGUCGUCAGACAAUCGGGUUCCGGUACGUGGAUAUCACACGGUCAACCGUUAUUCACCACGGUAGCAAAGACACGCGUGUGCCGGUUGAGAAUGUCCAGUGGCUGGGCAAGACCAUGCGACGUUGCGAGGUGCGGAUACUUGAGGGUGAAGCACACGGUCUCAUGGCGUCCGCGAAGGUGAUGGGAAAUGUUCUGACCGAGAUCGCGAAGGAGUGGGAGGAUUGGACUACCAUCGUGCAGGGCCGGCGCCGCGCGACGGCCUCGCAAGCUUCUCGACCGAGCGUAUCCUUGCAAUACCAGCAUUCAAAAUCUUCCCUACAAAAGGGCCCCGCGCAGAUGAGCCGCUGA